Molecule: messenger RNA, 576 nt
Organism: Bombina bombina (fire-bellied toad)
Lineage: Eukaryota; Metazoa; Chordata; Amphibia; Anura; Bombinatoridae
Product: aquaporin-4-like
Exons: 4
Coding region: 1-576 (191 amino acids)
Biological process (GO): transmembrane transport
Cellular component (GO): plasma membrane
Molecular function (GO): water channel activity
Source: RefSeq, a predicted model, not a curated record
AUGGUUAUAAAAGAGGAGUUGAGGCGACGUCGCUUUUGGCGUUCAGUGCUGGCAGAGGUUCUUGGAACAUUUAUUUUGGUGGCCAUAAUACUGGGGGGUUCUUGCCUGGGCAUUGGAACAUCUCAGGCAACAUCACUAACCCCAGCAAUGGCAGCUGGGCUAGCUGUUGUCAGUCUGGUGCAAUGUUUCGGAGAGAUAAGUGGCGCUCAGUUGAAUCCAGCCAUCACAACUGCUUUGGUGUGUGCCCGAAAGUUGGACCUGCUCCAUGGAGUUGCCUUUACAGUAGCUCAGUGUCUUGGUGCUACAUGUGCCUCUGCAAUGUUCUACCUGUCUGUGCCAACAUCCGUGAGUAAUCAACUGGUGACCAGAGUCAAUAGUGAAGGAAAUGCGGGUCAAGCUCUUGCAAUGGAAAUUUUUGCUACUUUUCAAAUGGCUUUCACCAUCUUUGCAGCAGAUGAUAACAGACGCAGAGAUAUUUCAGAGCCAAAGAGUCUUGCUAUUGGUUUUUCUGUUACUGCAGGUGCAUUAGCAGCGGUGGGUCUGAAACUUGAAACUGCACCAUCAACUGCUGCAUAG